GGGGGCAUGCACCCAUCGUCCUUGUCACGGCAUUUAACCGCUAACUUGCUGCAGUUUGUUAUCACUGGGGACAGAUGAAUAAUGGCAAAGUCGCACUUAAGUCCAAGGUUAUGAGUAGCUGGCAUAUGUUACAGCAUGCUAUCCAUCAGUACUGAAGACAAUGGUGGUGGUGUCAGCAGUUUGUGGUAGCAAGCAAUAGGGUUUGAUUUACAACUGCAGCAGAAGCCAUGCUACCAGGGGUAGGUGUGUUUGGGACCAACUUCACUGCUCGGGUCAUCAUACCCCUUUUAAAGGACGAGGGCUUCUCUGUGAAGGCACUGUGGGGCAGAACACAGGAGGAAGCGGAGCUGCUUGCCAAAGAAAUGAACGUGCCUUUUUUUACAAACAGGAUAGACGAUGUAUUACUGCACCAGGAUGUGGAUCUGGUUUGCAUCAACCUUCCUCCUCCCUUGACCAGGCAGGUAGCUGUCAAAACAUUAGGUAUUGGAAAGAAUGUAAUUUGUGACAGAACUGCUACACCCCUGGAUGCCUUCAGGAUGAUGUCAGCUGCACACUAUUACCCUAAGCUCAUGAGCAUUAUGGGGAAUGUCCUGCGCUUCUUGCCAGCUUUUGUGAAGAUGAAACAGUUGAUUCAGGAGGGCUAUGUGGGGGAAUUGCUUGUGUGUGAGGUACAGGUGCAUAGUGGCAGUUUAUUGGGUAAAAAAUAUAACUGGAGCUGUGAUGAUCUCAUGGGUGGAGGUGGUCUGCAUUCUGUUGGCAGCUACAUUAUUGACCUCCUAACUUUCCUCACCAGCCAGAAAGCAGUAAAAGUUCAUGGGUUCCUGAAAACAUUUGUGAAACAAACAGACCAUAUCAAAGGGAUACGCCAGAUCACCAGUGAUGACUUCUGCACUUUCCAGAUGGUUCUAGAAGGUGGGGUGUGUUGCACUGUGACAUUGAACUUUAAUGUUCCUGGGGAGUUCAAGCAAGAAAUUAUCUUGGUAGGAUCUAAUGGACGACUCACUGCAAGUGGCACUGAUUUGUAUGGGCAAAAGAAUGAUGCAUCACAGCAGGAGCUAAUUCUAAAGGAUUCUGCCCCCAUCAGCAGUGCACUGCUCCCGGAAAAUGCAUUUAGCAACAUACCAUCACCAUAUCUUAGAGGUACUAUCAAGAUGGUCCAGGCUGUCCGCCAAGCAUUCCAAGACCAGGAUGAUCGUAGAACAUGGGAUGGUAGGCCACUUACAAUGGCAGCCACAUUUGAUGAUUGUCUUUAUGCCCUCUGUGUUGUAGACACUAUCAAAAAAUCCAGCCAGACAGGUGAUUGGCAGAAUAUUGUCAUAAUGACCGAGGAACCUGAAAUAAGCCCUGCUUAUCUUAUCAGUGAAGCUAUGCGCAGAAGUCAAAUGCCCCUUUACUGCUAGUAUGUUCACUUUCCUAGCACAGAGGAACUAAAAGCAAGUCCUGCAUGAUUUGAUUUGCAGAGUUGUUGACUUGUGUAUAACUGGCAUACAUGCAUGUGGCACAACAGCUGUCCAGAAGAAUCACCUAACAUAGGUUACAGUGUUCAUUAAGCUCCAGUUUAACAGUGAAGGAACAGAUGGCUCUCUCCAGAUCUGUAUUUAAUUUUGACCAAGUAUUGUGUAGCUGUUCUUUGUUACAUACAGACUGUACAUGUAGUAUCUGGAAAUAUUUACAAACAUCAAGAAGUGUGAAGGUGAAGGAAGUUAAGCCACACUUCCAAAGCAGUUUACUGCAGACAUUAUAACUGAUAAUGUGUAUGUGUCUGUUCCUUGUCUACUUAAUUACUAGGCAUUUUCAAGAAGAAAAGAUAGAAAAUUCUCCAAACUGCUCCUGGUGUGUUUUGUUUCCAACAGAAAUGUACCCAGCCUGGUAAAAAAGUGUAAUAUUUAUUCACAAAAUAACCAUUACUGUGGAGUAGAGCAGUGAUUUGCAAGACUUGUAGUAUGUAGGGAAUUUAAAGCAAAUUAUGGCUGAAGCUCAUGUACCAGUUAGUUUGCUUUGCAGAUCCUAAGAGAACUAGACAUCAGCUGAUAAGUUUGUCUUUUUUAUUUUCAUUUGUCACAGAUAAAUGUUGCCAAAGGGAAUGUGCCACAUUUUGUAUUCUGUAUCAAGUGGGGAAAUAUGCUUUUCUCCCACAAGAAACUCUCAGAUCAUACUGUACUUCGUAAGCACAUUGGUACUGCUUACUGCAUCAUGGUGCAUAAGUAGAACAUUAACAUUUUGUGUUCCUUUACUUGUAAUUUAUUAGUAAAUGUGCCGUGAAAUAAUUGUGCUUUAAUAAGGAAAUGUGAAAGUGCUAAUAGUGGCUGAUUAAAUGUAUUGAGCGCAUUCAA
This is a messenger RNA of Protopterus annectens (West African lungfish), 2333 nucleotides long. RefSeq names its product glucose-fructose oxidoreductase domain containing 1 (gene GFOD1). Gene Ontology annotation, molecular function: nucleotide binding. NCBI's taxonomy places the organism in Eukaryota, Metazoa, Chordata, Ceratodontiformes, Protopteridae. The record is from RefSeq and is a predicted model, not a curated record. Bases 228 to 1400 code for a protein of 390 amino acids. The transcript has 2 exons.